Trypanosoma cruzi is the source of this 1812-nucleotide messenger RNA. RefSeq lists its product as uncharacterized. The record is from RefSeq and is a predicted model, not a curated record. NCBI's taxonomy places the organism in Eukaryota, Euglenozoa, Kinetoplastea, Trypanosomatida, Trypanosomatidae. Bases 1 to 1812 code for a protein of 603 amino acids. The transcript has a single exon.
AUGUUUCGUCGUGGCUUGGUUCACCGGCGAUAUCCAUUUAACAAGCGUGGUCCUCGUGAGCGCAAAUCAUGGAAACAUCAUGUUUUGACGGAUCCCCCGAAGCCAAUCCAGUGGCGAGAUCCAAAAGUGUGGACAAAGGAUUUAACUACAAUGAAGUCUUUUGAUGCCCCUCAAUGGGAUCUGUGGCAGAGUCGGGCACGCUCUGAAGAUAUUGAUGAGGCGCUGCAGCCCUUCAUGGACAUGCCCCAGUCUCUCAAGGAUCGACGCUACGAUAUUCCGUGGUGGGCAAAUCCUUUUGGCGCAUGGUACCUGCAGAACAUUCUUUCAGUGGAAUUGCUAAAACUUCCAAGUCGAACAAACGCUGAGAAAGUAGCAAUUUAUAGAAAUCAAAAGCAUUCCUUGUCGUCAAAAAAGAAAGGGGAAGCUGCCCAGGACGACGAGAUUUUAGCCAACAUCAUCAAGGAGAGAUGGAGGACGUUGGAGUUUGGUGAUCGUGAUGCAGGGUAUCCCUGUACCUUUAGCGACUAUAUCCAAUUCCUUAAUGAAUGGUUUAAGUCUCUCGAUGAAGAGGGCAUGCAAAGAUUACGGGAGCACUUUGAUAGACGGAUUCGUCCGCUUUUGGCCGUGAUGUCGCCAGUAGAUAUACUCUGGCUGGAAGCUCUGACACAGAACUCUCCUCAUAAUAAGGAACAGUUGCAACGUAGGAUUGCGUUUCAGACAAGUUUGGGUACACCAGAGUUUUUUGAUAUGUCAAAACGACUUCGCUACGAAAUCAAUGAGGAUUACAAGGUUCGUGAUGAAUUGGGUCCUGAACUUUUUGCGCUUUGGAGCAAGGCCCCUGAACGUUGGCCGCCGGAACGUCUGUCGAAGAUGUAUGGGCUAGACUUUACGUUGGUUCGCAAAAUACUUGUGUGGCACCAUUUUAAAGCGUGUUAUGAUGCCUGUGUAGAGCCAGACUGGACCUUGCCCAAGCGUCUUUUUGCCUUGGAAUGGAUCCGAGAUGUUAGGGCACGUAAACAUGGAUUAUUUUAUGGGAAAAUGCGUUUUGCCGAACAAAAGAUUACUUUUUAUAGUGAUCGGUUCCUAUUUCGUGACUUGGUGAAUCGCCGAGAGGCAAGUUAUGCCAAUGUCUGGGAAAUGGAUGAUCCCUAUCGUUUCUUGCAGACUGAACAGGACUACGAAGACUAUUGGGGUGACAACUAUGAUGUCUAUCGCCGCAUGUUUCCUGAGAUGAUUGGAAAGAGUGGCGAACCAGUGCAGCAAUACGGACAAAUGCCAGUUUGGACGGGGCCACAUCGUCAGCAUGCCAACAAAUCUCAGCACAAUUGGAUGUUUGCUGAGAUUGGCGUGAACGUGGGCCAUGAGGCGUUGAAGAAGUUAGAGCUGGAUCCUACGAACGAAAAACGCCGACGAUUUGUCAUUCGUCAGCCAGAUGGCACUCUUCGCUCUGCAAAAAUGUCAGAAAUGCGGGCAUGGUACUGGAAGGAAGAAUGGGCGGAUUUCCGUUUUUGGGCUCCUAACAUGGAGUGGGGAAUUGAAAAUACACCCUCGCAGGAACAAUAUCAGGAGCACGUCCCGGACACUCCGGACGCGGACUUUCGCAAGCAGCGCCGCAUUCAAUCACGCCCAGUGAAAUGGUUUUACGAGAGCCAUUACACACGCACAGGAAAUUUUGCGGGAUUUCAACCUCUCCGUUUUAUGCAGCGUCGCACGGAACGUGAAGUUCGUUGGCCUGACGUGAUCAAUGCGGCAGUGCAGAUUCAGAAGCGAAAGCCGGAUGCUUACAUCUUUAAAGCUAUUCCUGAGAUUUAA